CUUUUAAGGAGGCGCGGUUCGCGUGCUCAAGUCUGCACGCCUUCAGCAAGUUCUUACGACGGUCCAGCGCGCUGCACACCAUGGCGGCGACGACGCUUCUCUGGCAGGUGGUGAUGCUGGCAGUGGCUGGGGCGCAUGCGCAGUUCGACCUACCGUACCCCCUGCAGCUGGUGCGAGCCGCUCCUAGUGCAGUCAGCCCACAGCUAUACGGCCCCCAGCCUGAGGCUGUGUCGCUCAUCAGAGGCAGCACGCAACCAGGCGACAGCCCACAGCAGGCGCCCGCGGAGGAGGAGAUGACGCAGUUCCACUCUCAGGACGCGGCCGGGCGCUCGCUCUUCGGCUACAUGAUGGCCGACCAGGCGCGCAUCGAGGCCAGGGCUCCCGACGGAUCCGUCAGGGGCUCCUACACAUACCUGGACCCCAGCGGACGCGCCAUAAAGGUGCAGUACUGGGACGAGGGGCAGGGCUUCCACGCCGCCGGGAACCACCUGCCCGCCUCCUACCCCGGUCUUCCGCAGCCCGUCCGGGACACCCCGGAGGUGGAGGCGGCGCGAAAGCAGCACCUGCAGGCCUACCAGCAGAUGCUGCGCAGACAGCUUCAGCUGCUGUACCAGCAGCAGCAGCUGCAGGAACAGCAGCAGCAGCAGCAGCAGCAGCAGCAGGUGUACCAGCCGCCCUCCGGGGGCGGCGGUGACAGCGAGGUGGUGGUGGUGGAGAGCGACCCGGCGGCGCCGCCCACGGACUACGCCGAGGACGAUCCGGGCCAGCGCUACCCCUCGCUGCCGCUGGUGGCCGCCCUGUACGACCCCUCGCACGUGCACGACGUCGGCCGCGACGCCGUCAUCGUGGACUCCGCCGCUGCCAGGCAGCCUCAGCAAGGAUCUACGAUCGGCGAUCGCCAAAACUCCACCGACUCCUCGGAGGCCCUAGUGAAUUCUGGAGGAGAUGUUGUCGGUCACGACGCUGAUUCUGCGCAGCGGUUCAUCAUCGUGUAUGCGGACAGCGCAACCGGAGACAAUACUAUUAGUGAAAACGAUGACGAGAAGCCUUCAGCGAAACAUGUGCGUUCAGCGCUGCAAAAUACGAGCACUUCCGACGUCGCCGCCCGGCAGAAUCACACUGCGACUGCAACUCGGCGGGCUAGAAGGGGCAGGGUAACUAUAUACGACUACAUCAAAGAACGCGACCCCGAGAAGAUGGCCAGAAAUUUCCCAGAGUCGUACUUGAUACAGGAAAUUUUCAACUCGUCGAGAGCUUUAAGGCGUAAUGACGAUGACACGGAUGAUCUCCAGAGGGCCGCGGAAAGGGAAUUCCAGUUCCUCCACAAAACUGGUGGGGCCAAGAGCCGUGGUCGAUCUAUGUUAGCAGCAGAUGUGGUGACCUCGGAUUCUGGUAAUAGGCGGAAGACGUUCUACAAAGCUGGAGUGGUCCUGCCAGACUUGAGUUAUCCUACAAGGCACAGUGGAGUAUCAGAGACGUCUAGGCAGGAAGGUGGCGCUGCUUUCCCUGGAGGGGAACCAAUUACCAAUCGAGGCUUUUCGACAAGUUAUAAUGGAAAUAGAGGUACCUACAGACCGCAGUUCACAUAUGUUGAGAAUAGAGGAAUCGAUACCUCCAGGAAAGGCCAGUCCGGCCUUAGCCACAGAUAUGACGAUCGUCCUUUGGUUUCCACCGAGGGAGAGAUUUCUCGUAAUUACUCUGUCUCGUCAGUCAAUUCUGCUUCACAAGAUUCUCCACACCCUGUUUACUACCCUCCCACUAACUCAUACUCUAAUCAGACGCAAGCGGCUGUACAUGUUGUGUACAACGAAGCAGGACGCUCGAAUGAGCACAGAAAACACUCUUCCUUACCAGGUGUUAGUCCUCUAAAUCCACAGCAAGAAGGUAACCUGGGAGCAUACGACCCGCGUCAUUUUCAGGAGCCUUAUAAUCAUCAGCAAUUACCUUCAGACGCAUACUCUAGGCCCCAGGAGCAUUCCAGAUCACGUUAUGUGCCACAUCCAGUUUAUUACAAUGGUAAUAGCUACUCUGACGUUAAUGAGACUCAGGUGGCUGUACAUGUUGCGUACAACGAAGCAGGACGCUCGAAUGAGCACCGAAAACAGUCUUCCUUACCAGGUGUUAGUCCUCUAAAUCCACAGCAAGAAGGUAACCUGAGAGCAUACGACCUGCGUCAUUUUCAGGAGCCUUAUAAUCAUCAGCAAUUACCUUCAGACACAUACUCUAGGCCCCAGGAGCAUUCCAGAUCACGUUAUGUGCCACAUCCAGUUUAUUACAAUGGUAAUAGCUACUCUGACGUUAAUGAGACUCAGGUGGCUCUAGAUUCAUCAUUUAACGGAACAGACAAUGAUGGGAACGGAGGGCAGUAUCAAUUGUUCGACGACAGCUCUGUAGCUUCCUCGCAUUUUGGAACAAUGGUGACUACUCAGCGACGAAAUAAUGAAAGGGUGCCGACUAGGAACUACUUCCCGGAAGGCAGAAUGCCGGUUGUUGUUGGGGAUGAUGUUGCCUAUAGUACCCCACACAACAAGUAUGGUGCACUGUUUUACAAAGUUGACUCAGAUGGUGAUGGAAGUCGCGGUACUGAUAGUGACCACAGUAUUUUUAGGGUCAGCUCUCAAACUGUCGCCCCACCCCACGUUUCAGGCGGUUUCUACAGCAAGGGGAGCAGUGCCCAUAGCGACCAGCCGACGCAUUACGGCGGCCACCCAUCGGGCGUCACCAACGUCGGAGGGUACCCACCUGUGGCCAUGCAGUACCUACAGGACAUUGCCAGAAGAGCUGACACGCCAGUCUACAGGCAGGCCGGGAGCAAGGAGGCAGUCAUCCUCAACAACCUGAUCGGCAGGAGCGCUUCGUCGAAGGCCAGAUCUCUCGAAGCUCCUGCUGGGGAAGCAGGUAAAGUUGCAGACCCAGAGGGCGGAUCUGGUGCCAGUAAAGAGGAGCUGGUGGCGGAGACGGUGGCUGCCGGCUCCUCCAGAGACGAACACGCGACAGCGGCCGAGACCGAGGCUGGAGAGGCCAACAGAGCUACUCCUGGAAACCAGCGGUCGGUGGUGUCGCUGAAGGACGGGGCAGCGGAGUCGUACAGCGCCAUGUACAUCCACCCGGGGCGCCAGGCCAAGGCGGCGUCUCCCAAGGCCGCCGCGAUGCCGCAGCCGCAGGUGGACGGCGGGUUCUUCUACAGCUUCCACCACCCCGUCAUCCCAGUGGCGGUGCAGGUGGCGCAGCCUGUGGCAGCCGACGCCGCCGACGCCGGCGCCGCCGCCGACGCCAAGGCGCCUCCGCGGGGACUCAGCGUCUCGCAGAGGGCGUCGCUAUACGACGCGGUGCCCGUCGCUGCGGUCCACGACGCCCAGGUACCGCCGUACCUGCGUGGCGCCAUCACAGACCACCAGACCAAGCCCGUCUUCAUACACUACGACCCGGCCGAUGCGGCUGCUGCUAGAUAGGCUACUGCUGGACGACCUCCUUUCCUCACACAAUCCGUACAGUGACUACAUCACCUCCAAACGCACUUACCACAAAUUCUGCAUAGCAUCCAGAUAAUGAGGUCUCACUUCUCACUCGCCAAUUAGGUAUACAUCUGGUGUGUGCCACAAAAAACAUUAUUUACGUAAGAAUAAUUUUUAAUGACACCACAUGACUAUGGGACUGGUUAAUAUGAAGUGUCAAGACAUGAGCAGUGUCAGAAUAAAAUCAGAACUGAAACUUCUCAUAUAUCAAGUGAAAAACAUUUUGUACUGUCGCUUAUGUUGUAGAUAGAGAAGUACAUUCUGCCAUCCGCUUCGUUUUGCAUUGUGUCGAUGUGGAUGUGCAAUAACUAUCACUUGUCUUUUGAAACUGAGGCUUAUUUUUGUUUCCAUCCAAUUGGUUUUUGGUAUCUUCAGUAGUAAACGAAGAAGAUAAAUGAAAUAUUGUUAACUUGCCAAUUCAAAUGUGUGUGAAAUCUUAUGGGACUUAACUGCUAAGGUCAUCAGUCCCUAAGCUUACACACUGCUUAACCUAAAUUAUCCUAAGGACAAACACACACACCCAUGCCCGAGGGAGGAGUCGAACCUCCGCCGCGACCAGCCGCACAGUCCAUGACUGCAGCGGCAUAGACCGCUCGGCUAAUCCCGCGCGGAACUUUGCUAUCAUUGUUUUUUUGUUGAAGUAUAUAGUGUCUCGCGGUAGCACUUUAGGGUUAACUUAACAUUAAAAUGAUUUAAAAAUAUUUCGUUCCUAGAUGUGUAAUGUAUCCUAGCAGAAUUUGUACGUUAACUUAAUACUGAUAUUGCUUACAAAUAUCUUCUUGUAGAUAUGAAAUGCAUUGUACACACCCUUCUAAGUUAACUUAACAAAUACAUCAUUUAUAAAUAAUAUGAAAUCUUAAGUCGACCUAAAAAUACUACUAUGUAAAACUAAAAACAAAAUGCUUCUAGUUAAGUAAAUAGUUACUUUCCUUGUAGACCAAUGAAGAUACCAGAAUGGUUAAGUGAAACAAGUAUGAUUAUAAACAAAUAUAAUAUUCAGUUGCAAAAGACAAUUAAAAGUUAUUCUUAUCUACAAGGUAAGCAGGAUAGAUCUAGCUAUUAAGAAUGCCUCCAAAUAUUAACUAUACCAUUACCACAUCACAGACGUACAUACAAUGUUGUGAAAAGCUGUUUAAAUGGGACAUCUGCGCUAUUUAUAAACUUGGUUGUUACUUCAUAAUAUUCAGUGACAGUAAGCACCUAAUAAAAUAUAAAGUGCUGAAUUUCUACCUGCACCACAUCAGCAACAUUUUGUUGUGUAUUUCUUGGUAUCAUUAUUCUCAACAUCUCGGCCUCCGUUACUGUCUGUUGUUAACAAGUGAAUAUGGAACACGUUUUGCCACUAAUGAAGAUCAUUUUAUGUAGCAUAUUUAUACUAUUGUCGAUAGUGGAAUCCAUUAUCGUUGUGUUUCUGUAUCAUUUCUUUAAUCAACUCCUUGUUCCGGAUGUAAAUAUUAUUGAGACGCACCUACUACAAUGUCUCGCAAGUUGCUGCCUUUGAUGUCUGCAAGAACUUCGAGGCUCAACCUAGAAGACAUGAUUUGAUUCAUUUGCAUAAAUUUCAUAGUGCCCAUGAUAGUAUCUUUACUCGCUAAGUGACGGGGAAACUACAUAGCGAAGUCGAGUUGCAUAUUUCUUUGUUUCAGAACUGUCUUGGAUGAAUGAUUAUAGAGCAAAACGAAUACUUGUAACUUCAUUUGAUGUUUAUACCUUUGCACACAGAGACAAUCAUACAGCCACUUUGCGUUUUUUGGCUGCUACAGAGUAUACUACUUGCCGCUGUGGAUAUUUCUUAGCUGAUACAUAUAACAGAGGUAACGAGAACCGGGGGUGAUGUGGAUGCAGGAAAUAUGUUGACUUAACAUUUUUGGAAGUACGUAACUUGCUUGACUCUGUUGUAAAGGUUGUCUGAUUUGCACGUUCCUCUUCAGAUGCUGUAGCAAUAUUUCUUACAAAUAUUUCUUAAGUUAGUUACAGAUUUAGUACCGUUAAUGCAAUUUAUACUGUUUUCUGAAUUUUUUAUAAGCUCGUUACUGUAAAGCUAUGAUAAACUGAAUGGUAUGGAGCGACAGUUUGUGCCUCUAGAGUGCACAGGCGAUUUACUAAAGACUGCAUUUGACUGCAUGUAAUGUUACUGUGUAACGUGGGUCCAACUUUUAAGGUGACGAUUGGUUUGUUAUUAUAUAAAAAUAAUGGUUUGUGACAUUAGGCUUGAGCUUUAUGUAUACGUAAGCACUUGAAACGCAGAGUGAGAGAUUAAAUAAUGCAGGUGUAUAAUCUGCAUUCUUUAGUAAGCUUAUUGUUAGCUGUAAGACAUGAUGUGUAAAACUACAUAAAGUCGCUUUACAACAACCCACACAUCUGUUUAGGCUUUGAGCGGACUUUGUAACAUCGUCAAUUUAAACCUCAGUAAAUGUACAGAAUACAUUUUUUAAAUUUCGCUAUGUGCCAUUGUUAUGAUUUUUAAAAACUGAUAUUGAGUAAUUAAAAAAUCGAACAAUAAAAUGACUUUACAAUUA
Messenger RNA from Schistocerca nitens (vagrant locust), 6034 nucleotides. RefSeq names its product trithorax group protein osa-like. Gene Ontology annotation, cellular component: chitin-based extracellular matrix. Gene Ontology annotation, molecular function: structural constituent of chitin-based larval cuticle. The record is from RefSeq and is a predicted model, not a curated record. The coding region runs from base 81 to 3452 and encodes 1123 amino acids. NCBI's taxonomy places the organism in Eukaryota, Metazoa, Arthropoda, Insecta, Orthoptera, Acrididae. The transcript has 8 exons.